Molecule: messenger RNA, 339 nt
Organism: Chaetomium fimeti
Lineage: Eukaryota; Fungi; Ascomycota; Sordariomycetes; Sordariales; Chaetomiaceae
Exons: 4
Coding region: 1-339 (112 amino acids)
Source: RefSeq, a predicted model, not a curated record
AUGUGGAGAGCUGCAAUCUGCGUCACCGCAGCUCUUUCAUGGGGGAGGUUGGGGGGGGGGGUUCAGGGUCCCUCGGAAUUCACGGAUUUCCUCACAGUUUUGAUCUCACGCGUUGAGAAUCGCGGGCGAACGCCCUCCGGCCCUCCACCCCGAGUAUGGAGGAGCAGCUGUGACCCUACGACGGCCUUACUGGGACUGGGCCCCGCCGCCUAUGCCAUCAACGUCAUCGUCAGGGCCCCGCGCGGCGUGACAGAAAUGGCCAACUUUUCACGCGGUUAUCGCUUCCAGCGGCUACCCCUCGAGCUCGGUUUCCGCGGCUUCCUCGCAGCCUACCCCUAA